AUGGAAUUGCCUUGUGGGAGAAGAUUUUCAUUUGAUGCUUUAAUUUGCCUCCAUCACGUGAUAGAUGAAAAUAGCAGCCAACCGUUCAACAAAUCUCAAAUACUUUCUGAUGUGAACAAGAAGCCGUAUGGCCUAAACGGCUUAGGCUCCGGUGACAGCUUAGGCUCCGGAAACUACAUUGUGACGGUAGGCUUAGGCACACCCAAAAAGGACUUAUCUCUAAUAUUUGAUACGGGCAGCCCUCUCACUUGGACCCAGUGCCUGCCUUGUUCGAGCUCUUGUUAUUACCAAAAGGAUCCAAUGUUUGACCCUUCGAAGUCUUCCACAUACAUCAACGUUUCAUGUAAAUCAACUGUGUGCUCAUUACUCGCUUCAUCCACAGGUUACACACCGGAAUGUGCUUCCGAGACAUCCACGUGUAUAUACGGCAUACAGUACGGUGAUCGAUCGUACUCCGUCGGAUACUUUGGCAAAGAAACGAUUACGUUAUCCAAGUACGACGUGUUCGAUGGUUUCCUCUUCGGAUGCGGCCAUAAAAACCGCGGACUCUUCGGCCGAACUGCUGGGCUGUUGGGCCUGGGCCGAGACACGUUCUCUAUCGUCCAACAGACCUCCAACAUUUACAAACGCAUCUUCUCCUAUUGCCUUCCAACCCACUUCGGCGGCUCUACAGGACACUUAACCUUCGGCCGAACUCCCGUGAGUUAUAAAGACAUAAAGUACACGCCUCUAUCCACAUCCACUGAUAUCAAAGAUUCAUUUUACGCCCUUGAUCUAGAAGGCAUAACCGUUGCCGGUACUAAACUAUACAUUCCGUCAUCGAUUUUUUCAUCCCCGGGUACAAUUAUUGAUUCAGGAACCGUCAUAACGCGUUUGCCGGCCACUGCUUAUAAGGCCUUGAAGUCAGCAUUUCGGCAAUUCAUGAGCAGUUAUCCGAGGGCACCGGCGCUAUCGAUUCUGGACACGUGCUACGACUUCAGCAGUUAUUCAUCGUUUAAGAUUCCGAAGAUAAGCUUUUUGUUCGGCGGUGGGGUUGUGGUGGAAUUGAAACCCCAAGGUAUACUGUACGUGGGCAGUGUUACACAGAUUUGUUUGGCUUUUGCUGGGUACAGCGACGAUGAUGAGGUCACGAUCUUCGGGAAUGCCCAACAGCAAACUUUGGAGGUGGUGUACGAUGCUGGUGAAGGAAGGAUUGGAUUUGGCCCUGUUGUUUGUCACUGACUUAAAAGAAGUCACCUGAAGUUUACGACAAAAUAUGAUGUUAUACCAUGUUAUUAAUCAAAUAAUAUACAGCAUAGACUAAAAAGAGUGUGUUUGUACAGCCAGUCUAAUAAAAUGUUAUAUUAUGUUAUUAAUCAAAUAAUUUAUAGCAUAGACUAAAAAGAGUGUGUUUGUAAUGCCAACCUAAUAGGAUGUUAUAUUAUGUUAUUAAUGUUUGUAAUGCCAGUCUAGUAGGACAUUUACUAUGUUAUUAAUCAAAUAAUUUACAGCAUAGACUGAAAAGAGUGUGUUUUUAAUGCCAGCCCAAUAGGAUGUUGUACUAUGUUAUUAAUCAAAUAAUUUACAGCAUAGAUGGAAAAGAGUGUGUUUGUAAUGGCAUCCUUAAUGUUG
Ziziphus jujuba (common jujube) is the source of this 1611-nucleotide messenger RNA. Its product is annotated as aspartyl protease family protein At5g10770. The transcript has 4 exons. The record is from RefSeq and is a predicted model, not a curated record. Gene Ontology annotation, biological process: proteolysis. NCBI's taxonomy places the organism in Eukaryota, Viridiplantae, Streptophyta, Magnoliopsida, Rosales, Rhamnaceae. The coding region runs from base 1 to 1221 and encodes 406 amino acids. Gene Ontology annotation, molecular function: aspartic-type endopeptidase activity.